This is a messenger RNA of Aspergillus mulundensis, 858 nucleotides long. RefSeq lists its product as uncharacterized. The record is from RefSeq and is a predicted model, not a curated record. NCBI's taxonomy places the organism in Eukaryota, Fungi, Ascomycota, Eurotiomycetes, Eurotiales, Aspergillaceae. The transcript is spliced from 3 exons. The coding region runs from base 1 to 858 and encodes 285 amino acids.
AUGGAUUUGACCCCCCAGGUCCAAGUUUCCGGUACGGAGGAGCCAGCACCAAGCACGCAAACUCCAGUUGAUACCGAGAUGACUCCUGCUCCAAGCGCAGGAAACGAUGGGCAAACAGAAGAAACACAAGACGUCGCUGUACCCGAUGCGCAGCCGGCUGAGGCCGAAUCGCAGCCUGCGCAGGAUCCCCAACCCCCUAAACCUGUUCCAUUUCUCCAAUUCUUGACGUCGCCGAUAGUGGAGCUUAUUGUCGGAAGCGGCGAAAAGAAAACUGCAAUGACUGCCCAUCAGACGUUACUUCUGGAGUCGCCUUUGCUAUCUGAACAUGUCAAGGCUUUCAAUGACGGCCAGCGUCGUAUUGAGCUUCCUGACGACGAUGUGGAAGCGUUUGGUUACUUCUUGCAGUACCUGUACACGCGCGACUAUUCUCCUUCUGAGACAGAAGCAGCCGACGGAGCUGAUGAAAGUGGCGAACAGCUUCUUAAGCAUGCUCGUGUAUACACGCUGGCGGAGAAAUUGGGCAUCCCUGCCCUAAAAUCACUCGCGCAUUCCAAGAUCCACAAGAUCAACAGCACUUCGCGUGGCGAACUGGCGUACGCUCGCUAUGUGUAUGAUAAUACCAAGUCGGACGAUGUCACGAUCCGCAAGCCUGUGUCCAACUUCUGGGGUAUGAGGAGCCACGUCUUACGCCACGAGGCACAAGAGGAAUUCAAGCAGCUCUGUCUCGACGUUCCGCAAUUCUGUUUUGACGUUCUAAGUGUUGUCCUUGAUCAGAAGGAAAAGCGUGCCCAGGAUAGGGCUGAAGCGGAAUCCGCUGUGAAGGGAAGCGGAAGGAAGCGACUUCGCAGUGGUCUGUGA